AUCCAAAAACUACAAGAAAAUUCACCAGUAAAACACCAAAAGACCCAAAAACAAUCCAAAUUCAAGAAAACUUGAAGAGCAUAUCAAAAAACCAGAAGACCAGGAGACCACAAGAAAUUUCACCAAAAAUCAUUGAAAGAAAAUUACCAGAAAAGCUGGAAGAUCAGGAGAGACUACAAAAAAUCUUACAAGAAAUCGUCGAAAGACCUAAAAACAAAGAAAAUUUAAUUACUAGAGACCAGAGGAGAUCACAAGAAAUUUCACCAGAAAUUGACGAAAGACCUGAAGACAGAAAAUUAAUUAGUAAAAUCCAGAAGAACAGAAAAAACCCAACAACACAAUUAAAAUUACCAGAAAGCCGGAAGACUAGGGGAGACCAUAAGAAAUUUCAUAAGAAAAUUGCUGAAAAGCCUGAAGACAAAGAAAAUUAA
Molecule: messenger RNA, 431 nt
Organism: Cetraspora pellucida
Lineage: Eukaryota; Fungi; Glomeromycota; Glomeromycetes; Diversisporales; Gigasporaceae
Source: the annotation of a GenBank genome assembly